AUCAAGAGGCGAGACCAGGCGUUCUAAACCCGGUCUAGGGUUUUAGCGGUCGAUAGGCCGCGAAGGGGGCCUCGCUCUGCGCUGAGACCUCCUCCAAGGCCAAUAACCCACCCGGCAAUUGGAGGCGGAGCUAAGGAAAUCGGAAGAUAUGAGCGGUGUGGGAGCGCCGGAUUUCUUCUACAGAGAGGCUCAGCGCCUCGGCUACGUCGCCCGUUCCGCAUUCAAGCUUCUCCAGAUGCAGAAGCAGCACAAACUGAUUACUCCGGGGGCUUUCGUCCUCGAUCUUGGAUGUGCUCCUGGUGCUUGGCUUCAGGUGGCUUGCCAGAGCUUGGGUCCACUGGAGAAAGGUGGGGUGGUGGUGGGUAUUGAUCUGAAGAAGGUAAAGGUUCCUUCUUCUCACUGUGACUCGAGGGUGAGAACAGUUUGUGCUGAUGUGAUGAAUCUUUUGAAGAAUCAAGUUAGGGCAAUGUCUCCUCAGGAAAGAGGAUUUUCUGUAAUACUGUCAGAUAUGUGUCCUGCAGUUUCUGGAAUCACAACAAAAGAUACAGCUAUAUCAUGUGAGCUGGGGAUGCGAGCACUCUCAUUGGCUGUUGGCAGGGUACGUCAACCUAGUUCAGCUAUUAAUGCAGAUCUAGAGGAUUAUCUGAGCAGUUCUGAACCUGAUGCAAAUGAGGAUGGUGUUCUUCGACGUGGGGGCAACCUUGUGAUUAAGCUUCUCGAGAGUGAAGAUAUACAAGGAUUUGGCAAAUUCUGCAAACUUCGUUUCAAGAAAGUAUCAUGGUUAAGGCCCAAGGCAACCAGAUCUUCUUCCAGAGAAAUUUAUUUGAUAUGCCAAGGUUUGCGAUAGUGCCAUUCAGACAGGAUCAUGCUGGAAAAAUUGUGUUCUAUUUGUAAGAAGCUGGGUCGCUCAAUUUUGAUCUGAUGGCUAUGAUGCAGCUAUCCAAUACGCUGUUUCUGAAUGUGUUUGAUGUUGUAUGCUGGAAGCUGAUGCAGGGUGCUCAAACUCUUUGGAUGAAAUUUGAGAUCUCUAAAUAAGUUAAAAUAGAAUUAGCAAGAAUAGACCAAACAGAGUAAAUUCUUUGAUGUAAUCACUCUUUUGAGUUUGCUCAAGGCUGUAUUAGAUAGAUGUAACUAAUAUCUAUCCAGGAUAUCAGUUGCUGCUGCUGCCCUUUUAAACAAGAAACAAUGAUGAAAAAAAAGUUCUUUUGGCAACAUUAUCUGUUACUAAAUGAGAUGAGUUUAUUGGA
This is a messenger RNA of Phoenix dactylifera (date palm), 1247 nucleotides long. RefSeq names its product FtsJ-like methyltransferase family protein. Gene Ontology annotation, molecular function: rRNA (uridine-2'-O-ribose)-methyltransferase activity. Gene Ontology annotation, biological process: RNA methylation. NCBI's taxonomy places the organism in Eukaryota, Viridiplantae, Streptophyta, Magnoliopsida, Arecales, Arecaceae. The record is from RefSeq and is a predicted model, not a curated record.